UUUUGACAGUUGUGCUUUUAUUUACAAACAAACGAAAGUACUUCGCAUUCGCCAUCGGAUUUACAUCUUUCUCGCAGUUUGCUGAAGAAUAAUCCUAGAAUUUAUGUAAAACUAGUGUGAGGAAGCAUCUAAAAUGUCUGAAUACAGUGUAGCUAAAAGCAGUAAACUCGUCCUGAAAGGGGAAAGCUCAAAAGGACACAAACGCAAGCAUAAGAAACAUAAGAAGGACAAGGACUCGAAAAAGGUACGCGUUGAGGUAGACGAAGACGCCCUGAAGCACGGUGGCUGGUGGAAGGUAUCGAAGGUAGCCGAAAUAACCGGUUCCAUUGCCAUUCAGUUUGGCAAGCGGGCAUACAUUCGUGCCCUGGACAACGGUUCGUUUACUUUGGGUGCUCCCCAUGACGAGGGAGAUGGCCCCGAUCCGGAGGAGAUCUUCACUGCCGUGCUGAUCAACGAUGAGAAGAUUGCCUUCAAAUCGGGCUACGGAAAGUAUUUGAAGGUGGAAAAGGACGGAAUGGUUACCGGGCGGUCGGAUGCGGUUUCGGCCUUGGAGCAAUUUGAGCCGGUAUUCGAGGGAGGCAAAAUGGCCCUGCUGGCCGCAAAUGGUUGCUUUGUUUCGGUCGAUCCGGAAGAUGAUGCAGUGGUGGCUCUGAAGAAGAAAGUAGGCGAGAACGAAGUGUGCGUGGUGAGGAGCUGUGCUGCACGGGAGGAAAAAACUACCAAGGACGUGGCCGUUGAAGAGGAAGGCGAUCUGGACCAGGUUGAAAUCAAUUAUGUGAAAAAGUUCCAGAAAUUCCAAGACAAGAAAUUGCGCGUCAACACCGAAGACAAAGCAGCACUGAAGCGAGCCAAAGAUGAAGGAGCACUUCACGAAGCACUGUUGGACCGUCGCAGCAAAAUGAAGGCGGACAGAUAUUGCAAAUAAACCAUAACCGAGAGAACUGAAUUCAAAGCGACAAUUGUUCAUGUGAAAAAUAAUCCUAGCAUAGUUUAUUCGACUUUAUUUUACCAAAUUUUGUUCUCCGUAUUUUUUUUUUCUAACCUUACAGAGAUGUUUCCCGUCUCACUUUUGUUGUCGUGCCGAAUUUCAUGAAUGAUGUUUAAAAUACAGUGGCCCUGAUCACUUAAAGUCGCCGUCACUUUUGAAACUUUCGCCAUAGGUUCUCAGCUUGUUCGGUUCCCGUUUUAUUUGUUGUUGUGUUCGCUCUAUACUAGUGUUCUUUUCUACCUUUUUUAAAUUUCGUUUGUGUUGCUAUCUUUUUGUGAAUUAUUAUCCAGAGUAACAUGUAUUCUUUUGUUUUGUAUUAGCCGUAAAGGGAGAGUCCUAAAUGAUUAUUAUUUAUGUAUGCUGCAUUUAUCGUGUUACUUUUUGUUUUUGUAUUUUUUGUGAUAAGUAUUUUUAUGUUUUCCAAAGUAUAGUUUUUAGGUAGUUUUAGUACGUGAUAUAUUCUUCUGAAUAUUUCUGUUUUCCGGUUGAACCUACUGUAGCUGCUCAUUCCGUCUCCUCCGCUCUUCACUUCUUAUUUGUUAUGAUUUUGUGGUGUUUAUUUGGUUUACUAAAUUAAAAGAUAAUGGUUUAAACCCAAGAAACGGGGAUAAACGAAAGCCUUGAUGACCGAAUAAAAUAGUAAAGUGGGAAACACAUUAAAAGAGCUGAACUCGUACAUUUCACGUUUCAUUAUUAUUAUUUUCUUUGAGAAA
Molecule: messenger RNA, 1701 nt
Organism: Aedes aegypti (yellow fever mosquito)
Lineage: Eukaryota; Metazoa; Arthropoda; Insecta; Diptera; Culicidae
Gene: FRG1
Product: protein FRG1 homolog
Exons: 3
Coding region: 134-925 (263 amino acids)
Cellular component (GO): nucleolus; catalytic step 2 spliceosome; striated muscle dense body
Molecular function (GO): actin filament binding
Source: RefSeq, a predicted model, not a curated record